Molecule: messenger RNA, 1689 nt
Organism: Aureobasidium pullulans EXF-150
Lineage: Eukaryota; Fungi; Ascomycota; Dothideomycetes; Dothideales; Saccotheciaceae
Product: malic acid transporter
Exons: 3
Coding region: 164-1426 (420 amino acids)
Biological process (GO): malate transmembrane transport
Cellular component (GO): membrane
Molecular function (GO): malate transmembrane transporter activity
Source: RefSeq, a predicted model, not a curated record
CCACGGAGUGCGAGUCGGGCGACAGGAAUGACGAGUGGUCCAUCUAAACUUCCAGGGUUUCAGCCAGGACUUUGAAGCACCUAGUCAGUGAACAGCUACCUGUUUCUCUUGUAUCUGGCCGGACUUCUCUCUCAUCCCAUCACUCCCACAAUCUUUGCCCGCAAUGUCAGAGAACGGGUCAAUAACAACAGGGGUUUCAAACCGCAAACGCGAUGGUUAUCGCGAGUGUGACGACCCAGAAUCGGCCGACAGCCCCAAUGGAAUCGACCAUUAUCCACCGGAAACUGUCACAUGGCGAGAUCGCGUCGCUCACUUCACCUGGCCUUGGUUCGCCUGCACAAUGUCUACCGGAGCCCUCGCAGUAGUCCUCGGUCAAACACCAAACACCUUCACUGGUCUACAAACCAUUGGCAAAAUCUUCUUUAUCUUGGCCAUUGUGUUAUUUGUCGCGUUCACCGCCAUCAUCAUUACCCGAUUCAUUCUGGUACCGCAGAAAUUCCUGGCUUCGCUCCAUCACCCGGUCGAGUCUCUUUUCUUCGGAAGCUACUGGGUGACGAUUAGUUUACUCCUCAAUUGCAUACAACUAUAUGGUGUACCGAACACCGGACCGUGGCUUGUCAAGGCUCUCGAAAUCUUGUUCUGGAUGUAUGUGGCUGCUGUGCUGAUUGUCGGCAUUGGACAGUACUACGUUCUGUUCCAAUUGGAGCGACUGAAGGUGAACAAUGCGAUGCCUGCAUGGAUCUUCCCCAUCUAUCCAUUGCUAGUCAUUGGGCCACUUGCAGGUACCAUCAUUCCGAGUCAACCGCAUACCGCGGCCGUUCCGAUAUGGCUUGCUGGCGUCAUGCUCCAGGGAAUGGGUUGGUGUGUCGCUCUGAUGAUGUAUGCCAUCUACACUCAAAGAUUAAUGGUUAGCGCCCUCCCUGACCCUUCCACUCGUCCUGGCAUGUACGUCUCCGUUGGACCAGCCGGAUAUACUGCAGCUGCCCUCAUCUCCCUCGGCCGACAAGCACCAGCAGUCUUCGAGAGAAAGCAAUUCUUUGGCAUCACCUCACUUCUCGUCGAAGAUGUGAUCAAGGUCUUGGGGAUUAUGGCUGGUUUGUUUCUACUCCUCUUCUCUUUCUGGUUUUUCUGUGUGUCGACGAUCUCUGUGAUUGCUGGAGCCAAACAGAUGUCUUUUACUCUGAACUGGUGGGCUUUUGUGUUCCCAAAUGCCGGCAUGACUUUGGCUACUAUCCAGGCUGGAGGUGCUCUGUCCAGCGCUGGAAUCAAUGGUCUUUGCAGCGCUCUUACCAUUGCUCUUGUCAUUAUGUGGUUCUUUACAGCCAUUGCUCACAUUUUGGCAGUGCGAAAGGGUCAGGUCAUGUGGCCUGGAAAAGAUGAGGACAAAACGAUGAAUGGCAUCAGAUGGGGUGCUCAUGCUGCUUGAGUACCAUGGACAGGUUAUUCUUCUUCCAAAUAUUUCUCAUGCUAAGAUUUUAAUUUUCCUACACUUCAUUCCAACGCAUUCUAUACUCAUCACAAGCGAAUCUUUCUGGCAGGACGAAACCGCCGACAUACCCGGCUACACAUACAAGGAAAUCUCACAUUUCACAAAAAAGCCCAACGAGAUGCCGUUCAUUGAUUCCAGUAUGACGAACGCAGAGUUCAACUCCAACAAUCCGGAAUCAUACGUCUUCUUCUGCGUAGCGU